AUGGAGAUGUAUACCGCGAUACCGAUAUCAUGGAGAAUCGCCGAUGCGGCGUUGCCUGAAAAGCGGUCGCUGCUGGCCGCUGCUAAUGGAAAAACGACUGUUGUAACAAUAGUACUAUCAAGGUCUAAAAGGCGUGUGCUAAUUUUCCCCAAGGGGAACAAUGUGGAUCACUUAUCGAUGUAUUUGGAUGUUAUGGAUUCUGGGAACCUCCCAUACGGGUGGAGCCGGCUGUAUAUCAUAUGCCAACAACUGAGAAUGACAUGCCAUCUGGGAGUAUCCUUUAGCCCUGCAGAGCCUUUUUUUUACAAGCUCCAGUAUAGUGACAACAGUGUAGCGACGAAAGAGUUGACCAAAUCCUUUGGAUGGGAUACUUAUGAUUCUUUCAUGCAACAUGAUGUGCAAGAACUCAACAGAGUUCUUUGUGAGAAACUGGAAGAUAAGAUGAAGGGAACUGUUGUGGAAGGAACAAUUGAACAAUUAUUUGAAGGCCACCACAUUAAUUACAUCGAGUGCAUUAACGUGGACUAUAAAUCUAGCAGAAAAGAAUCAUUUUACGAUCUACAACUUGAUGUGAAAGGUUGUCGUGAUGUUUAUGCAUCAUUUGAUAAGUAUGUGGAAGUGGAGCGUCUAGAGGGAUGCAAGGAAAGGUGUGCUCUUCCUCGAUUUCCUCCUGUUUUGCAGCUUCAACUGAAGCGUUUUGAAUAUGAUUACAUGCGAGAUACAAUGGUUAAGAGACAAUGGAAAAUAUCUUUCUCCAGAUGCAAAUCAAGUAUUAGAAACCUCUAUACGCUUCACAGUGUUCUUGUUCAUAGUGGGGGAGUACAUGGUGGUCACUACUAUGCUUUUAUUCGGCCAACGCUCUCGGAUCAGUGGUACAAAUUCGAUGAUGAGCGGGUUACAAAAGAAGACAUUAAAAGGCACUUGAAGAGCAGUAUGGCGGUGAGGAAGAGUGACAAGGAGAAAAUAAUGUGUAAUGUCGAUGAGAAGGAUAUCGCUGAGCAUUUGCGGAUAAGGUUGAAAAAAGAACAAGAAGAGAAAGAGCACAAGAAGAAGGAGAAGGCUGAAGCUCAUCUCUACACUGUCAUAAAGAUUGCUCGAGAUGAGGAUUUGAAGGAGCAAAUUGGUAAGAAUAUAUAUUUUGACCUGGUGGACCAUGAAAAAGUUCGCAGCUUCCGCAUUCAGAAGCAGUUGCCUUUUACUUCAUUCAAGGAGGAAGUUGCAAAGGAAUUUGGCAUCCCUGUACAGUUUCAGCGCUUCUGGUUGUGGGCUAAGAGGCAGAACCAUACAUACCGGCCGAAUCGUCCAUUGACCCCCCAUGAGGAAGCACAAUCAGUUGGGCAGCUUAGGGAAGUCUCAAAUAAGGCACACAAUGCUGAGCUGAAGUUGUUUCUGGAAGUUGAACUUGGACCAGAGUUAUGUCCAAUUCGUCCAUCUGAGAAGAGCAAAGAAGACAUACUUCUUUUCUUCAAGCUUUAUAAUGCUGAGAAGGAAGAGCUUCGUUUUGUCGGUAGGCUUUUUGUGAAGGCUCUGGGAAAGCCAUCUGAAAUAUUGACAAAACUGAAUGAAAUGGCAGGAUUUUCUCCAAAUGAAGAAAUUGAGCUAUAUGAGGAAAUUAAGUUUGAGCCAAAUGUGAUGUGUGAACAUAUUGACAAGAAACUUACUUUCCGUUCUAGUCAGCUUGAAGAUGGAGACAUCAUCUGUUUCCAAAAGGCUCCUGUUCCAGAUGGUGAUACACAAGUGCGCUAUCCAGAUGUUCCUUCAUUCUUGGAGUAUGUUCACAAUAGGCAGACUUCUGAUAUCUUGUAUUAUGAGGUUCUGGACAUUCCACUGCCAGAAUUGCAGUGUUUGAAAACACUUAAAGUUGCAUUCCACCAUGCAACAAAAGGCGAGGUUGUCAUUCAUAGCAUAAGACUUCCAAGAAAUAGCACUAUCAGUGACGUGAUUACUGAUUUGAAAACCAAGGUUGAACUAUCUAAUCCUGAUGCUGAGCUCCGCUUGCUUGAAGUAUUUUACCAUAAGAUUUAUAAGAUCUUUCCGCCUCAUGAGAAGAUAGAGAACAUAAAUGAUCAGUACUGGACAUUACGAGCUGAGGAGAUCCCAGAGGAAGAGAAGAAUCUCGGCCCACAUGAUCGAUUGAUUCAUGUUUACCAUUUCAUGAAAGACCCUAAUCAGAAUCAGCAAAUUCAGAAUUUUGGAGAUCCUUUUUUGAUGGUUAUCCGUGAAGGUGAGACUGCUGCAGAGGUAAUGGAGCGCAUCCAGAGAAAACUUAGAGUUCCUGAUGAGUUCUCCAAGUGGAAGCUUGCAUUCAUAUCCAUGAACCGGCCAGAGUACCUCCAGGACACUGAUGUUGUAUCAGCACGUUUUCAGAGGAGAGAUGUAUAUGGUGCUUGGGAACAAUACCUUGGCUUGGAGCACACUGAUACAACAUCGAAAAGGUCUUACACAGCCAAUCAGAAUCGGCACACCUAUGAGAAGCCCGUGAAAAUUUAUAAUUGA
Molecule: messenger RNA, 2496 nt
Organism: Miscanthus lutarioriparius
Lineage: Eukaryota; Viridiplantae; Streptophyta; Magnoliopsida; Poales; Poaceae
Source: the annotation of a GenBank genome assembly